Molecule: messenger RNA, 1282 nt
Organism: Gadus macrocephalus (Pacific cod)
Lineage: Eukaryota; Metazoa; Chordata; Actinopteri; Gadiformes; Gadidae
Gene: podxl
Product: podocalyxin-like
Exons: 4
Coding region: 288-755 (155 amino acids)
Biological process (GO): negative regulation of cell-cell adhesion; positive regulation of cell-cell adhesion mediated by integrin; regulation of microvillus assembly
Cellular component (GO): apical plasma membrane; microvillus membrane
Source: RefSeq, a predicted model, not a curated record
ACAGAGGCCAAAGGGAUGUGCGCCCCCUACUGGCCAACCCCUCUACCAGCACCCUCUGGUGUCCCGUCCAAGGAGAGACCAGCAAGGCUAGGCAGAUAGCCACGUUGCUAAAUGACCUGAGCUAUGGGAGCUAUUUAAAAAAUAUAUACACAUCCACCUGGUGGCGCUAGUCGUAGCGCCUCGUGACGGGCUGUGAUUGGCUGAGAUGGGAUGUGUGUGUGACUCAGUGGUUGUGUCUCCUUGGGUAGAUCGACGACGAGAUCAAUGUGGCCGCCUGUCUGAAGCUGAUGGGCCCUAUGACCCACGGGAACUGUACCGUGACCUGGAGCGGGCACGGUGAAAACAUCAAAAUUGAGGACGUCGUCGAUAUCUGCGCCGCAGUGGCUGUCCCGACGGCCAAUAAAGUUUGGGACGAAAUCAAGCUGGAGAUACACCCUACCAAGCCGGGCGACAAGACGACGCUGAUCGCCAUCCUGGCGUCGUGCGGGGCGCUGCUGGCCAUGAUCAUCGGCCUUGGCAUCUACGCCACGCACCACCGCAAGCCCUACCACGAGAACCAGCAACACCUGACGGAGGAGCUGCACACGGUGGAGAACGGUUACCACGACAACCCCACGCUGGAGGUGAUGGAGGUGCAGCCGGAGAUGCAGGAGAAGAAGGCGCCGCCGUGCAACGAGUUCAACGAUAGCUGGAUCGUUCCCAUGGAGUCCAUGAACAAGGAGGUGCUCCUGGAUGAGGAAGACACUCACCUGUAGGGAGGAGGAGGAGGAGGAGCAUGAGGAGGAGGACACUCACCUCCAGGGAGGAGGAGGAGCAGGAGGAGGAGGAGAGAUAGGACUCAAUGAGAGGAGGAGGAGGAGGAGGAGGAGAGGGAGGUUCCAAACCUCCCAGUGUCUCCCUGAAACACACAGCACACACUCCCCUCGGCCGCCCACUAAGGGUUCUGAGGGUCAGGGUGUCAUAAACCACACAGUCUUUACGACGGCGGCAGUCAUCCAGCAGUACCCCCCCCCCCCCCUCCUUACACCAAAGGACGGUCCUGUUAGCCCAGAACCCGGCCCUAACACCCCCCCAUGGACCCAUCGCCCCUAGUGCCUCACCCGUCUACCGGGUUUUCUACUCAACGUUUCUCACAAAUGAACCCUUUGAAGUACAGAUAGUUUUUACGCAACACCAAACAGUAGGCAGUUCGUUGGCCGUUGAGGUAAACAUCGUUUUUUUAAAGGUGACACGCCCACUUGUGAUGUCAAAAACGGCUAGUAAUGUCUAAUCACGCUCACAC